Pelodiscus sinensis (Chinese soft-shelled turtle) is the source of this 8308-nucleotide messenger RNA. Lineage: Eukaryota; Metazoa; Chordata; Testudines; Trionychidae. The record is from RefSeq and is a predicted model, not a curated record.
UUUUGUACUUAGUUAAGUCUAUUGCAAAACUCCUUGUCAUCUCAUGGGAACAGACUCUUUAAUAUUAAUGGUCCAGUCCUGCAAACAGAUUACAUAUAUCUGUAACAUUUUCAGGAUCAGGCUCUGUGGAGGUGCAUCCAAGUUGUAGUUAGGGCCCAAGCCCACACGUGCUUACUAAACACAUUGCUAUGGGGAUUAUGCACUGGAAUAAACACUGGACAGGAUCACUGAACCCCUAUUUUGCCAUUGAUAAGGACUGUAAGCCUAUGGAGUUGCAGGCGCAAUGCCAGUCACAGGAUCAGGACCAUAGAGUUCUGUGUACCUUAUACUUUUAGGAGCACCCCAAUUCCAUUUGCGUUUUGGAGGUGUCUGUAAAAAACCUAGAUGGGUUUGGAGUGCUUGCUGUAAGUUUAAGAAAAAUCUCCCCCCUCCAAAAGCAGAGCCUUAAAAGAAAAAUAAAAAAGGUACAAUUACAUUCUGCCCCCUGAUUUUAUCUGGGUGACAUAAAAUUCAGGGGGGAAAGCUAACUAUAAAGAAAGGGCGGUUUUUCUUAAUAGAAAAGCGAGGGGGGGAAAUCUCAUUUUUGUGUGUGUAUGUCUGUGUGAGAGUGUAAAACCUUCUUGAAAAACACCAAGGAAAAGACAGAGUUAAAUCUGUCCCCUCGAUGCACUUCACUGAAUUUGGACCGAGUUUAAAUUAUUUUUUUUCUUGGUUCUUCCUUUCUUGCCCUAAGCCUAAAGAAAAAAAAACCCUACUCCCUUCUGAAGUAUUUAAAAGUAGGAAAGGAAGGGGAAAAAAGAAGGCCCCCCUUCUCUUAUCUUUCGCAUGAACUAGUAAAGCAACCAAAAAAAAAUAUAUAUAUAUAUAUGGUGUUACUAGUAUGGAACUAGUUAACCUUUAACAAUUUAUGCUGAUGUCACACUGAGCAUGAGUACUGAUUAAUCCCAGCCUUUUCUGUCCCCCCCCCUCGUAAAAAUAUUUUUAUUGAGGGAGGAGGGGAGAAGUAUAAGAAAAAAGAAAUAAUUUAGAGCAGCCAUCUUUGUUUUAUGCAGAAAUCUUUCUCUUUCAGUUCCCCCCCCCCAGUGCCAGGAAUAUACAAAUAUUGUUCAUCUAUGCAAUGAGCUGAGAGACUCAAACAAGCAACAAUAAGGAGAAAAAUUAAGAUAAGGGGGAGGGAAUCUUUUUUGUUGUGACUGUUUUGGAUUGAUUUUUGAGGGGGGUUUUGGGGGAUUUUUUUCUGUGAACCUCAAGGAAGAGGUGUGUAUGCCGUGGGGAGGGGGGGUGACUUAAAAUCAAGCCAGCCAUUUUGUUUUUUUUUUAAUAAAGAAAAGGGUGGGGGAUUUUUCCCCCCUUUUUCCCUCCUGGGGGGGGUCUGUUUUAAAAAUAAUUUAAGGGCGGCCAUUUUUGUUCCUUGCUCUUGUGGCAAAUAUUAUGCUGGGCUGCCCCCUCAGAAUUUAAAUAUAUUUUAAACCUCUUUCUCUUUCCUACCCCCCAUUUUUAUAUUUUAAAGGGGGGGGAGGGGAAAAAGUUAAAAAGGAGUUUUUCCCUCUUUUUGAAUCCAUGGGACUUUUUCAGGCUGUUCUUUUUUGACUGAGGUGAUCUGAAAGGGGGGGGGAGAGGAAUUUUGUGUGUGGUGAAGGGGGGUUGUUCCCCCCUUCUCUCUCUCUCUGUUUCCCUGCCCCCCCCAGCACCACCAUGGCUUCCCCUCUGAGGGAGGACGAGGAAGAGGAGGAGGAGAUGGUGGUGUCUGAGGUGGAGGGGGAUGAAGAAGAAGAGGAGGAAGAGGAGGAGGAAGAAGGAGCAGGGGACAACAGCCCAGGCGACAUAUUCCCGCCUGCUGCUGCUCCACUGGCACCAGCACCAGCAGCAUCCACCCCACUAGCCGCUGAGGCGCCUCCAGACGAAGAAGAUGGGGAUCUCAGGAGCCUGGAAAGUGCCCUGGGCGUCAAGAAGAAGAAAAGAGGUCCCCGUAAGCAAAAGGAAAACAAGCCAGGGAAGCCCCGGAAGCGCAAAAAAUUAGUGAGUGAAGAUGAGUUUGAGUCGGAGCGGGAGGAGUUCCGGGAGAAGUCGGAGAGCGGUGGCAGCGACUAUGGAGGGGUGGCCAAGAAGAAGCGGCGGAAGCACCGGGAGAAGAAGGAGAAGAAGACCAAACGCCGGAAAAAGGUGGAUGAUGAAGCAGGCCAGAAAGUAAAGCAGGUGGAACAGAAAUCCUCAGCCCAGCUGCUUAUGACCUGGGGGCUGGAAGAUGUGGACCAUGUGUUUUCUGAGGAGGAUUACCACACACUCACCAACUACAAAGCCUUCAGCCAGUUCAUGAGGCCUCUCAUUGCCAAAAAGAACCCCAAGAUCCCCAUGUCCAAGAUGAUGACCAUCCUUGGAGCCAAGUGGCGGGAGUUAGGAGAGGACUACAUGUUGUGGCCGGGUCACAAAAGGCGGAGCAAGAGCCCUCGUGUGCCGGAGAUGAAGAGGAAGAUGAAAGGGAAGAGGAUGGCUCCGCUGAAGAUCAAGCUGGGCAUGAUCGGAGGCAAGCGCAAGAAGAGUAGCUCGAGCGAGGAAGUGGGCGAGAUGGAGGAAGAGUCCGAUAUUGACAACUCCAGUGUCCACAGCUCCUCGGUGCGGUCUGACAGCUCAGGGCGCGUCAAGAAACUCAAGCGUGGCCGGCCAGGCCGGAAAAGGAAGAAGGCAAUCUCCACCAUCCCAAUCCAGGAUCGGAGCCCCAUGGUGCUGGGCACUGCACAGACACAUGUGACCGGAGAGGAGGAAGUGGAUGGCUACGAGACAGACCACCAGGACUACUGCGAAGUGUGUCAGCAGGGUGGUGAGAUCAUCCUCUGUGACACCUGCCCCAGGGCCUACCACCUGGUUUGCCUGGAUCCCGAACUCGACAAGGCGCCUGAGGGCAAAUGGAGCUGCCCUCACUGCGAGAAGGAAGGGGUUCAGUGGGAGGCCAAGGAGGAGGACGAGGAGUAUGAGGAAGAGCUGGAGGAGGAGGGUGAGAAGGAGGAGGAGGAUGACCACAUGGAGUACUGCCGGGUCUGCAAGGAUGGCGGGGAACUGUUGUGCUGUGAUGCCUGCAUCUCAUCCUACCACAUCCACUGCCUUAACCCGCCGCUGCCUGAGAUCCCCAAUGGGGAAUGGCUCUGCCCUCGAUGCACGUGCCCCGUGCUAAAGGGCCGUGUGCAGAAGAUCCUGCACUGGCGCUGGGGAGAGCCACCCCCACCUGUGCUGGUGCCCCGGCCGCCUGAUACUGGCCCAGAUGAGCCCUCGCCCAAGGCGCUGCAGGGGCGCUCGGAGCGGGAAUUCUUUGUCAAGUGGGUCGGCCAGUCCUACUGGCACUGCUCCUGGGCCAAGGAACUGCAGCUGGAGAUCUUCCACCUGGUGAUGUACCGCAACUACCAGCGGAAGAACGAUAUGGACGAGCCGCCCCCGCUGGACUAUGGCUCUGGCGAUGAUGACGGCAAGAGUGAGAAGCGGAAGAGCAAGGACCCGCUCUACGCCCAGAUGGAGGAGAGGUUCUACCGCUAUGGCAUCAAGCCCGAGUGGAUGGCCAUCCACCGCAUCAUCAACCACAGCAUCGACAAAAAAGGGAACUACCACUACCUGGUGAAAUGGCGCGACCUGCCUUACGACCAGUCCACGUGGGAGGAGGACGAGAUGGCCAUUCCUGACUUUGACUUCCACAAGCAUGCCUACUGGAGACACAGGGAGCUGAUCAUGGGUGAGGACCCGGCCCAGCCCCGGAAGUACAAGAAAAAGAAGAAAGAGAUGCCAUCGGAGGGCCCCCCAAAUUCCCCCACCAACGAUCCCACGGUGAAGUACGAGACCCAGCCGCGCUUCAUCACCUCCACGGGCGGGACCCUGCACAUGUACCAGCUGGAGGGGCUGAACUGGCUGCCCUUCUCCUGGGCCCAGGGCACUGACACCAUCCUGGCUGACGAGAUGGGCCUCGGCAAGACCAUCCAGACCAUUGUCUUCCUCUACUCUCUCUACAAGGAGGGUCACACCAAAGGCCCCUUCCUGGUCAGCGCCCCCCUCUCCACCAUCAUUAACUGGGAGCGGGAGUUCCAGAUGUGGGCACCCAAGUUCUACGUGGUGACCUACACGGGUGACAAGGACAGCCGCUCCAUCAUCCGCGAGAACGAGUUCUCCUUCGAGGACAACGCCAUGAAGGGGGGCAAGAAGGCCUUCAAGAUGAAGAGGGAAGCUCAGGUGAAAUUCCAUGUGCUGCUCACCUCCUACGAGCUGGUCACCAUAGACCAGGCGGCGCUGGGCUCUAUCCGCUGGGCCUGCCUGGUGGUGGACGAGGCACACCGGCUGAAGAACAACCAGUCCAAGUUCUUCAGGGUGCUGAACGGUUACAAGAUCGACCACAAACUGCUGUUGACGGGGACACCACUGCAGAAUAACCUAGAGGAGCUGUUCCACCUGCUCAACUUCCUCACGCCCGAGCGCUUCAAUAACCUGGAAGGCUUCCUGGAGGAAUUUGCUGACAUCUCCAAGGAAGACCAGAUCAAGAAGCUGCAUGACCUGCUGGGCCCUCACAUGCUGCGGCGCCUUAAGGCUGAUGUCUUCAAGAACAUGCCUGCCAAGACGGAGCUGAUUGUGCGCGUCGAGCUGAGCCCCAUGCAGAAGAAAUACUACAAAUACAUCCUGACCCGCAACUUUGAAGCCCUGAACUCCCGGGGCGGUGGCAACCAGGUCUCCCUGCUCAAUAUCAUGAUGGAUCUCAAGAAGUGCUGUAACCACCCCUACCUCUUCCCCGUGGCUGCUAUGGAAUCUCCCAAGCUGCCCAGUGGUGCCUACGAGGGCGGUGCCCUCAUCAAAUCCUCCGGGAAGCUCAUGCUGUUACAGAAGAUGCUGCGGAAACUGAAGGAGCAAGGCCACCGGGUGCUGAUUUUCUCUCAGAUGACUAAAAUGCUGGACCUGCUGGAGGAUUUCCUGGACUACGAAGGCUACAAGUACGAGCGGAUUGACGGUGGGAUCACUGGGACCUUGCGGCAAGAGGCCAUUGACAGAUUCAAUGCUCCUGGGGCCCAGCAGUUUUGCUUCCUGCUUUCGACCCGAGCAGGAGGCCUGGGCAUCAACCUGGCCACUGCAGACACGGUGAUCAUCUUUGAUUCAGACUGGAACCCCCACAACGACAUUCAGGCCUUCAGCAGGGCUCACCGCAUUGGCCAGGCCAACAAGGUGAUGAUCUACCGGUUCGUCACAAGGGCCUCAGUGGAGGAGCGCAUCACGCAGGUAGCCAAGCGGAAGAUGAUGCUGACGCACCUGGUGGUGCGCCCCGGGCUGGGCUCUAAGGCUGGCAGCAUGUCCAAGCAGGAGCUGGAUGACAUCCUCAAGUUUGGCACCGAGGAGCUCUUCAAGGAUGAGAAUGAGGGGGAGAACAAGGAGGAGGAUAGCAGCGUGAUCCACUAUGACAACGAGGCCAUCGCCCGGCUGCUGGAUCGCAACCAGGAUGCCACCGAUGAUGCUGAUGUGCAGAACAUGAACGAGUAUCUGAGCUCCUUCAAGGUGGCCCAGUAUGUAGUGCGGGAGGAGGACAAGAUUGAGGAGAUCGAGCGGGAGAUCAUUAAGCAGGAGGAGAACGUGGACCCUGACUACUGGGAGAAGCUGCUGAGGCAUCACUAUGAGCAGCAGCAGGAGGACCUGGCCAGGAACCUGGGGAAGGGGAAACGGGUACGGAAACAGGUCAACUACAAUGAUGCUGCACAGGAGGACCAAGGUCAGCACUCAUUGAUUGGUGCCUGCGGUGCCCUGGGCAGGGCUGGGCUGGCAGGGGCUGUGGGACAGGAGGCUGGGAUUUCCAGGACAGUGCACAUUAAAUUGAGUGACUAUGGGUCGAAGGCAGAUGCCUUCAGACUGGAGGGGGUGCAGGUUCCUCACCGCAAACAGGCACAGCCUGCCCACCAAGUGGUGGAUCUGUCUUUCUACAAUCAGAGGCCGGAAGGACGGCGCCAGUCCAAACGCCAGCUCCGCAAUGAGAAAGACAAACCUCUGCCUCCACUGCUGGCCCGAGUCGGGGGCAACAUUGAGGUGCUAGGCUUCAACACACGGCAACGCAAGGCCUUCCUGAACGCCGUCAUGCGCUGGGGGAUGCCCCCCCAGGAUGCCUUCACCUCCCAGUGGCUGGUCCGGGACCUGCGGGGCAAGACGGAGAAGGAGUUUAAGGCCUACGUCUCCCUCUUCAUGAGGCACCUGUGUGAGCCCGGGGCAGACGGCUCCGAGACCUUCGCUGAUGGCGUGCCCAGGGAGGGGCUGUCCCGUCAGCAGGUCCUGACGCGCAUCGGCGUCAUGUCACUGGUGAAGAAGAAGGUGCAGGAAUUCGAGCACAUCAAUGGGCGGUGGAGCAUGCCUGAGCUCAUGCCUGACCCCAGCGCUGACUCCAAGAGGUCGUCUCGUGCCUCCUCGCCCACCAUCAAGACCUCCACCACCACCCCUGAGCCCAGCUGUACCAACACACCCUGCACCUCCAAGCCAGCCACACCUGCCCCCAGUGAGCGAGGGGAUGGCAUGGGGCUGCUGGCUGAGAAGGAUGAGCUGGAGGGGAAGGAGACGGAGAAAGAACCGAAGAGCAAUGACCGGGUGGAGACAGAGGGUCCCACACUGGAGCAGCCAACGCUCACCACCUCCCCUGGAGAGAAGAGCGAGCCAGAGGUAGGCAAGAAAGCAGAAGAAGAGGAGCCCAUGGCGCUGGGGGAGAAGGAGCCAGAGGCAGAGUCCUUGGUCAAGGAGGAGAAGGAGAAAUCGGGAGCCGAAGAAAAGCCAGUGGUGGAGAAGACCGAAGAGAGAGCUGGUGACAAUGAUGAGCCAAAGGAGAAGGGGGACGGGGAAGGGCUGGAACUGAAGAAAGAAGAGGUGAAGGUGGAGAAGGAAGCUGGCAAGGAGUCCAAGGUGGGCAACAUCAAAGAGGAGAGCAAGGCCAACGGGCGAAAGGAGGACAAGACCGACAAGCCCCGGUUCAUGUUCAACAUUGCAGAUGGCGGCUUCACAGAACUGCACACGCUGUGGCAGAACGAGGAACGGGCGGCCAUCUCCUCCGGGAAGUUGAACGAGAUCUGGCAUCGGCGCCACGAUUACUGGCUGUUGGCUGGCAUCGUGCUACAUGGCUAUGCCCGCUGGCAGGACAUCCAGAAUGACGCCCAGUUCACCAUCAUCAAUGAGCCCUUCAAAACUGAGGCCAACAAGGGGAACUUCCUGGAGAUGAAGAACAAGUUCCUGGCCAGGAGGUUCAAGCUCCUGGAGCAAGCCCUGGUGAUCGAGGAGCAGCUGCGCCGAGCCGCUUACCUGAACAUGACUCAGGACCCCAGCCACCCGGCCAUGGCGCUCAACACACGCUUUGCCGAGGUCGAGUGUCUGGCUGAGAGCCACCAGCACUUGUCCAAGGAGUCCCUGGCUGGCAACAAGCCUGCCAACGCCGUCCUUCACAAGGUGCUCAACCAGCUGGAAGAGCUGCUGAGCGACAUGAAAGCCGACGUGACGCGCCUUCCGGCCACUCUGUCCCGGAUCCCUCCCAUUGCCGCCCGCCUCCAGAUGUCCGAGCGCAGCAUUCUUAGCCGCCUGGCCAACAAGGGCAACGAGACGCAGACCAUCCCGGCCUUCCCGCCAGGCCCCUAUGCCACCCCCCCGAGCUUUGGGGGCUCCUUCAGUGCUGGAGCAUUGCCCACGGGGGGCGCCAAUUACAGCCAGAUGCCUGCUGGGUCCUUCAUCACAGCUGCCACCAAUGGCCCCCCGGUGCUGGUGAAGAGGGAGCGGGACAGUGACCCCCUGGAGAAGAAGGAGCCCCGAGCCGGCGAGGUGAUCUGUAUCGACGACUGAGAGACCUCUCCCCUCCUGCGGGCAGGGGCAGCCCCUCUCCCCCUCUCCUUCCUCAGGCGGGAAGGGCACCACAUCUGCUCCCCCCCCACACUCUACCCAGAUGGGACCCUACCGCCCCCCACCUCCAUGGGGGUGAGCAUGUAGCCUUGGUGAGCGAUGGGGGGGUCCUGCCCUCGUAGUUGGGCCCCCGGACCCCCGUCCUGCCGGCUACUCUAUAAAUAUGAAUAUAUAUAUAUAUAUAUACACAUACUGUAUGGGGUGCCUCCUGCCGGCCCCCCCACUGGGGGGAGGCCCCUCCCCGGUUUGGGAAGGUUGCCCCCAUCCCAAAGCGGGGUAGGGGGGCAGUUCUACCUCGCUGUGGUCUGGCUUGGGGGGUAGGGAAGGGCUGGGCGGGUGGGAGCGCGCCAGGAGUCACUCCGGAUUGUCGCCAGUUCGCAUCACUUCUUGUUUAAACUGCGCGGAAUAAAGGCACCAUUCCUUGGCUAUGUGA